Bipolaris victoriae FI3 is the source of this 972-nucleotide messenger RNA. RefSeq lists its product as hypothetical. Gene Ontology annotation, molecular function: protein serine/threonine kinase activity. Gene Ontology annotation, biological process: positive regulation of Ras protein signal transduction; protein phosphorylation. NCBI's taxonomy places the organism in Eukaryota, Fungi, Ascomycota, Dothideomycetes, Pleosporales, Pleosporaceae. The transcript is spliced from 2 exons. The annotation marks the transcript as partial. The record is from RefSeq and is a predicted model, not a curated record.
AUGUCCCUCCACGCCACCCCAGCUCUCUCAUCCCGCAUAACAAAACCAAGACGAAAAUCCGGACUCGCAGCCCUAGGUUUAAAACGCAAGACAUCCUCUCCCUCAACUACAACUCCAAAACAACUCUCCUUACCAUCUGAACCCUCAACCUACGACGAUGGCCAACCCCCCUCUCUACUCACUAACCUCAACCUAUGCGAUAUUCCUCAAACCAUAACCUCCAUCCACACCCACACAUUCUCGGCCCUCCCCAAUUAUCCUUCACUCUCCUCAAUUCUCACAUCCCGCAUCCUCAACCAUCGCCGCCGCCUCCCGCCCUUCAUAUCCCUCGCACACUUGCAUGCUGUAUCCGCCUCUGCAACCAGCGUAGACCGCGAGAUAUUUGCGCUGGUAAAUGCCGGCGUGCUACGGCGCGUUGUGGUGCCGAAUCGCGUUGGUUCUGUGGGAGAAGGCGUGGUGCUGGUAGAGGAGUGGAGGAGACUUGUAGAAGAGAAUGGUGGUAUACCGGCAGACUUGAAAGAGAAAUACGUCACCUCCCUCACCUCCCCUCUCUCACCCCUGAAUUUUACGUCAAAAGACCGCGAAAUUCUCCUCUCAACAGGCUUCCUAACAUGCAACACUACCGCCCCUUCCGCCCCAUGCACCCUAUCCCUUCCAAACAUGGGUUUAUACAUCAAACUAGUAUCCGACGCGAAAGCCCACCUUCUCAAACUGCUCAAACAAAACGCACACGGUACGAUGCCGCUGUGCGACCUAGCAGAGCGCUGGAACGGCGGCGUGGUCGACGAGGGCGAUGUACGGGCUGAGCGUAAGAAGGUGCGAGGUGAGUUUCAGGGGGUGCUGCCUGGAAGGACGAAGAGGUGGAAGCAGUUUUGUGGGAUGAGGGUUGAGUGGGUGGUGGAAGAGUGUGUGGGGGCGGGGUUGGUGGAGUUGUUCGAGACGGGGAGCGUGGGGAGGGGGGUGAGGGUUGUG